Molecule: messenger RNA, 606 nt
Organism: Protopolystoma xenopodis
Lineage: Eukaryota; Metazoa; Platyhelminthes; Monogenea; Polystomatidea; Polystomatidae
Source: the annotation of a GenBank genome assembly
AUGAGUGGGUGGGUGUUGGUGUGUACCUCUGCAUGUGCUCGAUCUCAUGUUUGCGCAUUGUGCACAGUCUGUAUAAGCCUGGGCUGCACAGGAGGCGUAGCCAAGUUGGCGAAAUGUAGGGCCAUUCUUGCUCUUUUCUCCAAAGGCCUCCUAUCCUUGCCCGUCGCCCUGGCAACGGAGGUUUCGCGGCCCACGCCCCAACUGUACCAUGGCAGCCUGUUCACCUGCUACAUGGUGUUAUCGCUUAUCGCUUCAUCUGGAAUGCCUCUCGUCUCUCGCCUCCCCCGGUCAGCCUCCUCUCCGCGGGACUCGGAGUUGGCUGUCUCGACCGGCUGGAGGCCUGCUUCCGUAGACACUCUCUCUGCUCCGCCUCCUCUCAGCCUCACUACACUCUCGCACUCGUUCCUUUCUGACCACAUCCUCUGCCUCGGGCAGUCGACAACUGGUACCGGGUCUGUGGCUUUGUGCCUCUCUCGCUCUCUUUCGCUUUGUCUCGCGCGAUCGGCAUUCCCGCCGGCAGGGCGACUACACAACCGUGGCGGCAAAACUCGGUCAUGGCGACUUCGCGGCGAAAUGGCUUCUGGCCUGGAAGGGUCCGACUUGUAA